GGCAAAAAAAGCCCUAAAUUGUAAAAAAUUUGCCCUGUGAAUUGGACUGCGGGCUUUUUGGUUGUUUGUUCGGACUAGCUCGGAUUUGUUCGGGUCGAAAUUCGGCUCAUGCAGCAUUGCAAUGCACGUGGUAGUAUUGAGAAUAAUGGAGUAUUUAUAAUAAAUAAUAUAUUUGAAGUCUGUGAAUUAUUAUAAACAAUUAUCAAUUGUUGACACUAUACGAAUAUAAUAAUCUUUACGUGUUGCAACCAAAAAUAAUAUUAACAUGAAUCAAAUCAGGUUAGUUGAAUAUGAUAGCUCAUCUAGCUCUGAAAGCGAAGAAGAAACCAGUAGUACCAUCAGCUCAAAUAGUUCUCCACCUUCAGAUCUAGAAAACGAUGAUGAUGAUGAUGAUGAAGAUGACAAUGAUGAUCAAGCAGCCAAAACCACUUCUUCAAAAAAAAAAUCAGAGAAAAGUCAACUGAAAGGAGAAUUUGAUUAUCUUCCACCAAUUGAACAGCUGAAUAUUUCAGUUGAAGAAGUUUUAUGUGAACCUUUGGGCAAGGUUGGGUGGACAGUUGAUCAAAUGGUCGUUGUGAUACCAAUGACAGGAAAACCAACACUUGAUUUAGACACAAUACUUUUUCUUGAUCGAGGAAAAAGAGUUCUUGGACGAAUUUUUGAUGUUUUUGGUCAAGUAACAGAGCCACAUUAUUGUGUUAGAUUCAAUACACCCAAUCAUAUAAAAGAAAGUAAUGUAGAAGCUAAUAUGUCAGUAUAUUUCGUUCCAAAUUCUGAGCAUACGUCAUUGGUAUUUGAAAGCGAACUUCGAAAAAUUAAAGCAACUGAUGAAAUUGACCCUGGUGAAGAACCACAUUUCUCAGAUGAUGAAGAAGAAGCAGCUUACAGGCGAUCAAAAAAAAAUUCUGAUGUUCCAGCUAAACGCCCUCGUAAAUCAGACUGGCAAUCUAAGCAUCCAUGGAGCUCUCAUAAUGUUUCUCAAAGAAUAAACAAUCAUCAAAAAUCAUGGCUAAAUCAAAAACAGCAUCCAGGAUAUAAUAAUUCAUAUCGAAAUAAUCACUAUGGCCAAUAUCCAUGUCAAUUUCCACCGAUACCAACAUUUCAAGAGCUUGUCGAUCCGUCAAGGCAAUCUUUUCCCUGGGUUAAUCAAGUAUCAUUAUCUACUGGUCAAUAUUCACCAUGGUCUUGGUCAUCAAAUCCACCACUACCUCCACCACCCCUACCACCAUCACCAUUACCAGCAGCACCAGCAGAAGCAUCCUCUCCUCCUGCCUCUUCUUAGCUGAUUUAUUCAUAUAAUUUUUUUUUCAUUCAGCUACUUGAAGAUAUCAUCCUAUUUAAAGAUUUCAAAAGUAAUAAUGCUGAAUAAUAAUGUCUACCAUUAAAUCUAGUUAAUAAAAUUUUUUUAAGUAUAUUAAUGCUGGACAUAAUUUUUUU
This is a messenger RNA of Aphidius gifuensis, 1437 nucleotides long. RefSeq names its product H/ACA ribonucleoprotein complex non-core subunit NAF1. The transcript has 5 exons. The record is from RefSeq and is a predicted model, not a curated record. Gene Ontology annotation, biological process: box H/ACA snoRNP assembly; pseudouridine synthesis; ribosome biogenesis. Gene Ontology annotation, cellular component: sno(s)RNA-containing ribonucleoprotein complex. NCBI's taxonomy places the organism in Eukaryota, Metazoa, Arthropoda, Insecta, Hymenoptera, Braconidae. Gene Ontology annotation, molecular function: RNA binding. The coding region runs from base 266 to 1282 and encodes 338 amino acids.